This is a messenger RNA of Epithele typhae, 1791 nucleotides long. RefSeq lists its product as uncharacterized. The record is from RefSeq and is a predicted model, not a curated record. The transcript has a single exon. Lineage: Eukaryota; Fungi; Basidiomycota; Agaricomycetes; Polyporales; Epitheliaceae. Bases 1 to 1791 code for a protein of 596 amino acids.
AUGGACACCAUGGCCUCAACGCGCCCCGCGCUUCGGCGGGCAGUGUCGAAUCCCGACGGCCCUUACACCACACCCCGAAACCUGUUCUUAGCUUCAACCGCCGCCCUGCAGCGCCUGCACUUUGCCUUCCCAUCUUCGCCCACCGUCGUUGGAAGCCCUCUCGCCCCUUCCCCCGACGCCAUCCCUUUCUGUCACCCAUUCCAGACCUCCGCGACCCCCAACGGACCCGGCGGCUACGAAGAAGGCGUCAUCACGGCCCUCGCGGAGCACAUCGAGGACCUCGAGACGCUCUUGUUCGAAGCCAUCGAGCUCAACGCGUACAUCCCCACCGUCGAGGACGCGCUCGCUGCCGAACGCGGCGCGCGGCGCGCUCUCAUGGAGGCCCAGAGCUCCCUUCGAGAGGAGGUCGUACGCCUACGAGCAAAGGUCAGCGACGACUCGUCCCGCGCGGAUGAGCUGCGUGUCGUGCUGUCUCUGGCUUCUGCUCACCCAUGCUCGGGGGCGGGGCCCGACGUACGGACGGAGGACGACUACCUGGCGCAGGUGCGGUGCACGCUCACAGCGCGUGCGGACGUGCGCGCGUGGCAGAGGCGGGCGGCGUUCUGGAGGCGGUUGGCUCUCGCGACUGGGGCCAACGCAGGCGUCGUGACACCUUCGGCCUCUGCGCUAGAGGACGAGACUUUGGUCGCGCGCGCGUCCCUAGACGAGAGGCAUGCGGACGGCGAUGAGUCGGUUUCCUCGGGACAAGUUGCCCACUCCGACGGAUCGAUCGAUUUCGACAGUGCUCUCCCGACUCUGACACUGCAGUCGAGCUUGGAAGAAUCGGUCAGCGACCCUGAAGAAUGUGUCCGCCUCAGCUUCGCCCUCCCGUCACCGUCGCUGCCCGACACCUCCCUCCCCGCGGCGUCUUCUUCGAUGGUCCUCCCGGCGCUCUGCGACUCUCCCCGCUCGCCCACCCUGCGCUUCUUCGCCGACCCUCCCCCCAGUCCGUGGGACUCCCCUGUCGCCUCUCCCUCUGCUCCCAUCUCUGCGUCGCCGUCGGCCUCCUCUCAAGCCUCCGUCAAGUCACGCCGCCGCCGCGCGCAGGUGCUACCGCCUUUCCGCUCCGACUUCGACUCCUCGGCGUCCGGCUGGGACAGCCCCACCCCCAGCCCACUGGCGGAGUCGUUCUCUGCCGCCUGCGCGAGCGCGCUCCGCCGCUCCCCCUUAAGCGCGAGCGUCUCGUACGAGGACUCGGACGCAGACCCGCGGCGUCCCCCUCCCUACCCGGACCUCCCCCUCGUGCUCGCCCCCGACGAGCACGCCGCCCGCUCCGCGCUCCCCACCACGCUCGUCGCCGACGACGCCGACCUCGUCGUCGUCCUCCACACCGACUUCUCCGAGACGUCCUACGCGCCGACGCCCGAGCUCCCCUCCAGCUCGCGCUCGCUCUCGCCCCUCCGCGCCGCCGAGCCGGAGAAGAACGCGCGCCUGCGCGCCGGCCUCCGCGCGAUCAAGCGCCUCUCGACGUCGCUCGCGCGCCCCGCGCCCGCCGACGCGUCGUCCAUCGGGUACGGGCGCGACCGCAGUGCGAGCGUGGCGGGGCCGCCUGGGCUCGCCGCGGACGCGCCGCCGCCGUGGGCGGGCGCGGGGCUGAGCAGGACGAUGCCGCACGCGGGCGCGGAGCAGCGGGUGCGGGCGGGGCUGGGGCUGAACAUGUGGGACGAGAACGAGGGCUUGGGCGCGGGGCCGGGGGCGGGGAAGGGGCAGAAGGCGGGGAAGCUGCAGCUGUUCAGGAAGGUGUCUGGGUGA